This is a messenger RNA of Cladocopium goreaui, 555 nucleotides long. Lineage: Eukaryota; Dinophyceae; Suessiales; Symbiodiniaceae. The record is from the annotation of a GenBank genome assembly.
AUGAUGCAGCUACGAGAUUUUGAGAAGCUUCCGGCCCACAAAGAGCACAGCUACGAGGACGACACCACUGAGCCUAGCAGUGGCUCAGAGACAGGUUCCGAGCGCCUAAGGCGCAAUUCUCAAGGUUCAAGCCAGGUCGACUUUGCAGUUACGACGAUGGCAGUUAGCGGGAGGCCGCGAGGGAUGCCGCCACCACCACCUCUCGAGCGCCCGACAGUGCCGAAGCAGGUGGAUCCUUCCGCAGGUGGCCCACCAUCUUGGUGUCCAGGAGAGCCUGUUCCCUCAGCCAAGAGCAUCGGAUCACCACCAGGAUUGUUUCCGGCUGCGGCUCGCAACAUGAAUAUGCAGCGCACUUCCAUGAGACAGCCUAUCAGCAGCAGGGGCCAAUCUUUGGAGGGACUACCUGUCAAAGUGCCUCUGCCACAGGAAGCCCGCCUUGAUCCGCACUGCCAAGCCUUGUUGCUGACGGAUACCCCGGCAAAGGUGCGACCGAUGCGUCAAGUCGACCCUGUGACCAUGGCCCCUCCGCUGCUGAGCACCUGUGCUCCACGUUGA